Malania oleifera is the source of this 820-nucleotide messenger RNA. RefSeq names its product 21 kDa protein-like. Gene Ontology annotation, molecular function: enzyme inhibitor activity. The transcript has a single exon. The coding region runs from base 7 to 666 and encodes 219 amino acids. The record is from RefSeq and is a predicted model, not a curated record. Lineage: Eukaryota; Viridiplantae; Streptophyta; Magnoliopsida; Santalales; Ximeniaceae. Gene Ontology annotation, biological process: negative regulation of catalytic activity.
ACCACGAUGGAAACCCGACGCAGCGCUCUGAUCUUCUCCGUCGCCGUCCUCUCCUCGGCGCUGAUCUUCUUCAUCCAACCAAUCCCCGCCAUCGGAUACGCCGCCGAAGGCACCGGGGACCUCAAUUUUAUCAGCAGGAGCUGCAGGGCAACGAGGUAUCCCGUGGUCUGCUACGCCUCGCUCUCGCGCUACGCCAGGACCAUCCAGGGGAGCCCCUUCCAGCUGGCGCGCGCCGCUAUGGCCGUCUCCCUCUCCAAGGUCAGCAAGUUCAAGUCCCGCAUCUCCGGCUGCCUGGGUCAGGCGGAGUACGGCGGCGACAAACUCGCGGCUUCCGCCCUCCACGACUGUUUCACCAACCUGGAUAUGGCUGUGGACCAGAUUCAUGACUCAAUCAGGCAGAUGCGCACGGCGGCCAACAACACGGGGUCGGUCCCAGCCGGCGGGGGUUCGAGAGAGUCGUUCAAGUUCCAGAUGUCGAACGUGCAGACGUGGAUGAGCGCGGCGCUGACGUGUGAGGACACGUGUACGGACGGGUUCGAGGGCGUGGCGAAGGGGCCGUUGAAGACUGAGGUGAGCGAGGGGGUGGAGAAGGUGUCGCAGUACACCAGCAAUGCGCUUGCUUUGGUUAACAGUUACGUUGAUCAGGUGGUGGGAAAUGAGUACUGAAGGAUCCAACGUACGUGCAUGCAUGGUGAUUUGUGUGUUUAAUUUUGUAACCAAAUCAAGUGGUCUAUGCGUAGGUUGAUAAUAUAUAUAUAUAUAUAUAUAUAUAUAUAUAUAUUAAUCAAAUCCAAACACACUUUAGAGUUUGCUUAGUUAA